Molecule: messenger RNA, 2592 nt
Organism: Lepisosteus oculatus (spotted gar)
Lineage: Eukaryota; Metazoa; Chordata; Actinopteri; Semionotiformes; Lepisosteidae
Gene: slx1b
Product: SLX1 homolog B, structure-specific endonuclease subunit
Biological process (GO): double-strand break repair via homologous recombination
Cellular component (GO): Slx1-Slx4 complex
Molecular function (GO): 5'-flap endonuclease activity; crossover junction DNA endonuclease activity
Source: RefSeq, a predicted model, not a curated record
AGCUGUCCUUCGUAAACGCCUGAGCUAAAUACAAAAUAUCAAUGGGAGAAAAACGAAUCGUUGUUUCCAAGACAUUUGAAAGCAGUAUGUGAUAACAUGGAAAUGCUUUUAUUUCUAAUAUAUUUUAUCGUUUUAGUUUAUAAAGUAACAAGAGGAGGAGAAAUAAAAUAUCAGGCGAGAAUGUCGACAGCUUUAGACAGGGUAGUUGAUUUUUUUUAAAACACCCCUCUUGAGCAGUUUAGCGGUGUUCAAUAAUUCAAAAUGGCAUAAUUUAUUGUGACUUUUUGUGCUGAGGCCUGUGAUACUGGUGCCCUCUGGUGGCGGCAGGAUGGUGGUGGAGGUAGAGAACUUUUUUGGGGUGUAUAUGCUCUACUGCACCAACCCCAAGUUCAAAGGCCGCAUCUAUAUCGGGUUCACGGUGAAUCCGGAGCGCCGGAUUGGUCAGCACAAUGGUGGGCGGCAGAGGGGCGGAGCCAAGAGGACGAGUGGGCGUGGUCCAUGGGAGAUGAUCUUGAUAAUUCAUGGCUUCCCUUCGGACAUUGCGGCUCUGCGGUUCGAGUGGGCGUGGCAGCACCCGCACUCUUCCCGCCGCCUGGCCCACGUGGCUCGCAAGUCCCGCCGCGAGUCCAGCCUGGAGUUCCACUGGCGUGUGGUCUCCCACAUGCUGCGGGUGGCGCCCUGGAGCCGGCUGCCCCUGACCGCCCGCUGGCUCAAGCAGGAGUACCGGCUGGACUUCGAACCCGCCCUCCAGCCCCCCCUGCACGUGCCCAUCGCCUUCGGGAGUGUCCGCGCCAAGAAGACCAGCGGGCGGGAGCCGGGCACACUCGCCACGGGCACAGAGAAGUGCGUGUUGUGUCGGGAGUCCAUCGAGUUGUCUGAAGACCUGCUCUGCUGUUUCCACCCCUCUUGUCACAUGACCAGUCACGUGACCUGCUUGGCCAAGCACUUCCUCCAGGCAGAGCCUGCCCACCUGCUUCCUGUGGAGGGGAUUUGUCCUGGGUGUGAAUCCCCAGUGCUCUGGGGCAGUCUGAUCCGCUACAAGAAGGGUUGCUAUGGAGACUUAGAAGAAAUUAGCGCUUCUUCCCAGAGUCACUGGGCAGACGAGCUGCAGCUGUGAUUGGAACCAUGAUGCCACAUCUGGACAGGAAGUGUCUACACAGCUGAGAGCCGCAGCCAAUGAGCAUGGAGAACACAGCUGCUGUUUCCAAAGGAGAGAGCAGCCUCUCUGCAGGCCUGACCACAAGAUUUCUGGUUAGCGCACCUUGACCGCUCCAGCUGUUUUGCGGAUUUUGGAAAUGGAUUAUCUCUUUUCCUCCAACCGUGGUACGAUGGGCGAUUUGUAAAAUGCACUGGCUUGUCGCCGGUACAGGACCUGGAAAGCAGUUUGAGACCUGGAAAGAUCUGUGCUAUAUGUCCCUUUGAUCAAGAGCUGAUCUCUGUAGUCUGCAGGUUUUGUAGGCCUUCUAAAAAAAUGGCAGUACAGGACCUCACACAAGUGAUUAUGUUAGGUAAGGCUUGAUUGAAUCAGUGUACCCUUCCUGCACACUUCCUGCAGCUACCCAGUCCUGGUCUGGGUUACCACAGCAUCUCUUAGUCUUGCUAGGCUUGUAGGCGUUCAGCUGGUGUCUCGAUUGAAUUAAUUACUUGAGUAACUACUCUUUUUAAUUAUUUCCUCCACUUCAAUUAUGACGCUUCCAGAUUACUUGUGAUUUUUUUUCUUCCAAAUACACAAUAAAACUGCUGACAUUUCCAGAACAGGAAUUCAGAAAGGUCUAAUUAGUGAAGAGUUAGUUGAAGCUGGGGGCUCAAUGAAAUAAUUGGUUGGAAUGAAACCAGCAGGCACCGUCAGUCAUAAGAACCUGGAUUAGGAAACCAGCAACACCUCCUGGAGUAUUGACAUGAAGUUAACCAAGAGCCCUGGGUGUCAGGAGCUUCUGUUUUGUAAUUUUAGGCCUGCUGUGUUCAAGAUGAAAUAUCUGAAUCCCCUGUCUAAACUCCACUAAUUCAAACUCGUUUUUUGCUGCUUGCUAGGACGAAUCUGGUCUCAGUGAACUUCAAAUACAGAUCAUCGAUAAGCAAGUAUAGUUCUGUAAACAACAUUUACUAGAUGUAGCUGUGAACCUGUUUCACAUGAAAGCUGUUGACACUGUGGUGCGCGCCUGAGUGCAUCAGUGCUCAGUGUAGACUGCUUAAGCUGUGUUUCAUCUCCCUGUGCAGCCUCUUGGGCAAAGAUGAUGAAUGUCUGGAAACCAGCAGCUCCAUUUUCAUAGUGAGGCUGGAUCAAGCGGGUAAUCACAUCUGAUAAACAGCCGCAAGAAUUCCCCCCCAAAAAAUUUUAAUGGCAUUAUACUAUGUACAGCCGACUUUUUAAAAAUGUUUGUAGAACCCAUGCAAUAAAUCUUUUUUAAAAGUAUUUAAACACAUAGCUGUAUACGUUGAUGUCAAUGUAAGUAGACAUUGUGAGCUGUUAUUAAAAAUAAAAUCAGUAUAUAGAGUAAAUCUGAUAAUGACUGAUAUGAUUAUGAUGUUGUAAAAUCAUAUAGGAGGGUACGAUCAUAAAUAGAGAAUGACAAUAAACAACAGUUUUCUUUU